CCUUGAAGACAACCAACAUCCCCUGAUAAAAGUUGUACAGUACUCUCCACACAACAUCAAUUACUCACCUGAAUUUAUCCCCACUGUCCUUCAUUAUGGCAGACUCUAAUGGCUUAACAUUGACCGUCCUCGGCUCCGGCACAAUGGGCAUAGCCAUAAUGGGCGGUGUAAUGUCCUCCCUCCGGUCCUCCACCCCAUCCACCUCCGAGAACGCCCCCUCCCGCCUCCCAACCAAAUUCAUUGCCUGCGACACCUGGGCCCCCGCCGAAGCCCGCGUCAAGGAAGCCCUAGGGCACUAUAACCUCCCGCUCACGACGCUAACGAACCAAAACGUCAAAGGCGUCCAAGAAGCCGACAUCGUCCUGCUGAGCUGCAAACCCCAUGGCUUCAAAGACAUCCUGGGCGAGGAAGGCAUGCGCGAGGCGUUGAAGGGGAAAGUGUUGAUCUCGAUCCUCGCGGGCGUGACCCAAAAGCAGAUCGAGGAGUUCUUGUAUCCGGAGGGGGUGCCGGAGGGGGCAUGCAGGGUUGUCAGAGUCAUGCCGAAUACGGCCAGCUUUGUGCGGUCGAGUAUCAGCGUUAUCCAGACGAGUACUCCGCCGCUGGAGAAGGAGCAAUUGGCGGUAGUGGAGUGGAUAUUCAAUCAAAUUGGACGGACGGUGACGCUCGGGCCGCAGCUCAUGGACGUGAGCACUGCUUUGUGUGGGUCUGGACCGGCGUUCUUUGCGCUCAUGCUGGAGGCUGCCGCGGAUGGAGCGGUGGCUAUGGGGUUGCCGAGGGCGGAGGCGCAGAUGAUGGCUGCGCAGACGAUGAAAGGGGCUGCGGAGUUGGUGCUGAGUGGGGAGCAUCCAGCGGUGUUGAAGGAUAAGGUGAGUACGCCCGGUGGGUGUACGAUAGGAGGCCUUAUGGUGCUGGAGGAGGGCACAGUGAGGGGCAAUGUCAGUCGGGCGAUCAGGGAGGCAACGUGUGUUGCGAGCCAGCUGGGCCAGGGCGCUCAGAAUGUGAACGGAACGAGGCAUAAGCUGUAGUAAAGGUAUACGCAAGGGAAACGGGUUUGCCGAAGAGGCGUGCACUGCUCCUGGCGUUUACUGUAGAGAAAAGACUUGGCCAUGAUAUAUUGCAAUGAAUACCAAUCACGUUCAACUCGCCCAAGAACACAUGGGAG
Westerdykella ornata is the source of this 1162-nucleotide messenger RNA. Its product is annotated as pyrroline-5-carboxylate reductase. Lineage: Eukaryota; Fungi; Ascomycota; Dothideomycetes; Pleosporales; Sporormiaceae. The transcript has 2 exons. The record is from RefSeq and is a predicted model, not a curated record. Gene Ontology annotation, biological process: L-proline biosynthetic process. The coding region runs from base 96 to 1025 and encodes 309 amino acids. Gene Ontology annotation, molecular function: pyrroline-5-carboxylate reductase activity.